UCAUGGCUUUGUCUGGUCUGUGAAGGUUUGGUUUCUCGUCUCGGGGAAGGGAGCCGGACCGUAGCCAGGGCAGGACUUUGAAGAUCUUGGGUGUUGGUUUGGGUUUGGGUUAUUGGUGAGUGGGCAGCAAUAGUUUUGGUUGCUUUGACUUGGGUGGAAAGAUUGAGUUCUGUUCUGCUCGAGCACUUUCUCGAUAGGGUUAUGAUGCCCGAGACACUCAUUCAAGUUAUCGAGAUCUCUGGGUACGAAAUAAACCAGGAACAAGAACGCGCGAGCGAGCCCAAGGAACUGGAUCCUCGAGCAUCAAACCCAAUAUCUCCGACGCAGUUACUUAACAUCCACUUUGGUAUCUCAUUCCUUCCUAAUGCAGCGAUACACUCUCUCGCUCACCCUCAGACCCUCCACAUCUCCGACACCCCAGACAACGGUCCGCCUCGCGGGAUCCCCUCCCGAAAUGAAGAAGAACCUCUUGCCCUUAUCACCUUGCAAGCAAGCUUGCAAUCAACGGCGACGACCCUUCCCCUGCUUACCACGUUACAGAGGACCAAACUCUUCUCAAAUCAGAAAAUAAAAUCAUCAACCCCUGCUGAGAGGGCAUAACGCACGCGGAGAGCCGACGCAGGGUCCAACCCACUGGGAAAUGAUGGAGAUAUCCUAAACAGGGAAAUCGGAAGAGGACGAGCCCCUGCUCAACGAGCGCAAAGGUACCGCGGAACCUGAGCUUGCGACCCGUGAUUCCUCUUUCUUCUCUCUCUGUCGUCACCGAACAGUGAAAAUCCUCAUUUACCAAAGAC
Messenger RNA from Mollisia scopiformis, 794 nucleotides. RefSeq lists its product as uncharacterized. NCBI's taxonomy places the organism in Eukaryota, Fungi, Ascomycota, Leotiomycetes, Helotiales, Mollisiaceae. Bases 202 to 600 code for a protein of 132 amino acids. The record is from RefSeq and is a predicted model, not a curated record. The transcript has a single exon.